Molecule: messenger RNA, 1413 nt
Organism: Glarea lozoyensis ATCC 20868
Lineage: Eukaryota; Fungi; Ascomycota; Leotiomycetes; Helotiales; Helotiaceae
Product: NAD(P)-binding Rossmann-fold containing protein
Exons: 8
Coding region: 1-1413 (470 amino acids)
Molecular function (GO): oxidoreductase activity, acting on the CH-OH group of donors, NAD or NADP as acceptor; NAD binding
Source: RefSeq, a predicted model, not a curated record
AUGGCUACGCAGGAGAAUGAGAUCGCUCUCUCAACGAAGUUUGCUAACAUGUCGAUACCGCCGCAAAUGAGUGUCUCUACCUCCCCAACUGCGACUUUUCAAACUCCACCAGGCGGAUUUGGGAGUCUCACUCGCACGAACACCGUUCCUAAAUUGCUGAAGCCUUUCAACACCACGGAUAUCAAAAUUCUGCUUCUAGAAAACGUCAACCAGAGCGGAAAGGACAUUCUCUCCGGGCAGGGUUACCAAGUCGAAUCUGUGAAAAGCUCGUUGCCAGAAGAUCAAUUGAUCGAAAAGAUCCGCGACGUUCACGUCAUCGGAAUCAGAUCAAAAACAAAACUCACCGAGAAAGUUCUUCGUGAGGCAAAAAACUUGAUUGUCGUCGGUUGUUUCUGCAUUGGAACCAACCAGGUCAAUCUCAAUUAUGCUGCAAAGCAAGGAAUUGCAGUGUUCAAUAGUCCAUUCGCAAACUCAAGGAGUGUUGCGGAAUUGGUAAUUGGUGAAAUUAUCGUGCUCGCCAGACAACUUGGUGAUCGUUCAAACGAGUUGCACAAUGGUAUCUGGAAUAAAGUGAGCGCAAAAUGUUGGGAAAUCAGGGGCAAAACCUUAGGUAUUGUUGGUUACGGACAUAUCGGAUCGCAACUUUCGGUCCUUGCCGAGUCAAUGGGCAUGAGCGUCGUUUACUAUGAUGUUGUCAACCUCAUGGCAAUGGGAACUUCGACUCAGGUCCCUACACUCAAUGACCUCUUGAACAAGGCAGACUUCGUUACCUUACAUGUUCCUGAAUUGCCAGAAACGGAAAACAUGAUUGGAGCUGCGCAGUUUGAACAGAUGAAGAAAGGAAGUUACUUAAUCAAUGCCAGUCGAGGUUCAGUUGUGGAUAUUCCAGCGCUGAUCAACGCUUCUCGCAACGGCAUUAUUGCUGGAGCGGCUCUCGAUGUUUAUCCAAACGAACCAGGAGGAAACGGGGAUUACUUCAACAACAGCUUAAAUUCGUGGGGCGAGGAUCUUCGCAGUCUCAAGAAUGUAAUUCUGUCACCACAUAUUGGUGGAAGUACUGAGGAGGCACAAAGUGCAAUUGGUGUAGAAGUUGCUGGAGCUCUUGUCAGGUACAUUAACUCUGGUGUGACUUUAGGCGCUGUCAACUUUCCUGAGGUCAAUCUUCGCUCUCUCACAUUAGAUGAGUCGAAUCACGCUAGGGUUAUUUACAUUCAUCAAAAUGUUCCUGGUGUUUUGAGAAAAGUCAACGAGAUUCUCGGUGACCAUAACGUGGACAAGCAGACUACGGAUAGUAAGGGAGAUGUUGCUUAUCUCAUGGCCGACGUCAGCGAUGUCCGUACCAGUGAUUUGAAAGAUAUUUCUGAUGCACUGGAAGGCUUGAGUUCGAAAAUUGCUGUUCGUAUCCUUUAUUAA